Messenger RNA from Entamoeba invadens IP1, 4365 nucleotides. RefSeq names its product protein serine/threonine kinase, putative. Gene Ontology annotation, biological process: protein phosphorylation. NCBI's taxonomy places the organism in Eukaryota, Evosea, Mastigamoebida, Endamoebidae. The record is from RefSeq and is a predicted model, not a curated record. Gene Ontology annotation, molecular function: ATP binding; protein kinase activity. The transcript has 2 exons. The coding region runs from base 1 to 4365 and encodes 1454 amino acids.
AUGAAUUUCCAAAUUGAAAUGACAGAUUAUUCAAAGUUGGAAAUACAAAGUAAAUCAAAAAUUUUCUUUGAAAAUUUGUUAUACAUGUACAACAAUUCAGAAGUCGUUAUAACAAACACGCACAUAUCUUCAACUCAAUUAUUAGAUACAAUUUCUGAAGAAAUUGGUAUCGAGUUAUUUGAUUCUUCGAUUCUUAAAAUUAAUGAUAAGUCUGAAAUAGUUUGUUCUAAAAAUUUAAUUUUACAUAACUCUUCUCAAUUGUCAUUUUAUUCAAAAACACAAAACAACUUUUUAGUGUUUAGUGGUCAUUUCAUUGUCUUAAAAGACGGCUCCACAAUAACAAUACAAAACAACACAAAAUGUAUUAUAAAAGCUCAGAUAGUACUUUCGGAUGACUCCGACGUACAACUCGAUGAAUAUGUGAUUUUUGAAGUUCAGACUCCUUUGAUAGUGUCUGAAAUCAACGACUUUACAUGUUUAUUUUCGCUCACAAAAAACUCUUCAUUUGUUGUACAGCCAAAAUGCUCGGUCACAAUUCACAGUUGCAUUUGGCUCAACGGAACGUCAGUUCUUCACAUAAAAAAUGACAGUAUUCUCGUUGUGUACAAACGUCUUCACGCAGACUAUGCCGACGAAGAUAGUGAAGUUGAAAAUUCGCAGACUUUGAUAAUAGAACCGACUGCUCGUAUAUAUUGUUUAGGCGAGGAUUACAACCGAACGCGUUGUCAAUCCCAAAGUGAUGAAGAUGCCGAUUGGGAUAACUCGUGUUACACUGUUAUCAUCACAGAGACUUGUAACAUAGAGGCUCCUGGGCGAACUAUAGCCGAUUACCCUCUCUUCGCGAGUAGUAAUCGAAUCACAUAUCUCGAGUAUGGCGCCUUCAAUAAGAUCACAACAUGUGUUGAUAUCUUUGGGAGUGAGACUGGCAUUAAUAUAGUACUUGACAAUGAAAAUUUCAGUAUAGUUGGAUAUGGUGAUAGAGUCUAUAGAUUUUGUCCAGGGGGUAACGACACAGGAGAAGUCUAUUGCCACACGAAUGGAACUGUUUGGGUAAAUGGGGAGGAGGACGAAAAUACACAUGACUACCCAUUCACACACAGAUAUUGUCCUUUUGAAUUUAGUGAAGACCCAAAAGCUACUUUUAAUGUCAUUUCAGAACACAAUUUUAUUAACAAGUCGACGGUCAAUUUGAAUGUUAACUUUGUGAAAAAUCCAGUGUGGAUUACAAUGAGUCAUAAUCUGAAUGAUACAAGUGUGAAGAAAGUAACAGGAAUGGUCAAUGGUAUUUACUAUGACGACUAUUGCAAUAUAACAACAAUAUAUGAAAAAAGUAAUAAUACAAAUGUUGAUAUUAUUGCACGUAACAACAAUUUAAAUUAUAAAAGCACACACAAGAGUGACGAUCUUGACAAUACCAAACAACUUUCCAUUUUAAAAAUUGAUAAUAUCUUAACUAUUGAAUAUAGUACCACAACCGAAUUGGUUGUAUCAUUUUUUAAAACAAAUAAAAAAUUAGUUAGUAUUCAAAUUGACAAUAAGUUAUACUCUAAUGCACUGAUAAUGUCACAACACGGGUUAAAUUUUAUAAAUUAUAAUAAAACGUGUUCAUCAGGAUAUAUCAGUUUUAUAAAUAGUAAUAACCACUUAACAGUGCUCUCUGAAUUAAGAAGUGUUUGUGAAGAUAAUGAAUACAAUGAUAUUAAUAAUGGUACUUGUCUUCUUUGCAAAGAAAAAUAUGGUGAUCGUUGCAAUAAAUGCACACAUGUGAGUUGUACUACUUGUGACAAUAAUUAUAGACUGACGGAAUCAAAUGAUUGUGAGCUGAUAAUAAACUGUUCAACGUUUUUAAAUAAUUAUUGUGUUAAUUGUGAGAGAGGGUAUUAUGAACACAACAAAUGUAUUUCAUGUGAAAACAACUGUAAAAUGUGUAAUAAAAAUGGGUGUAUUUUAUGUGAUGACACACAUUCAUUUAUUAUAGAUGGCGUUUGUACUAAAAUCGAACACAGUUCCCUUGUUGUUCCUGAAAUGAUUAUAUCGUGCCUUCCAUCGUACUUUUCAACACAAACAUCUUGCAAGUUGUGUUCUUCAAAAUUUGAAAAUUGUGAGGAAUGCAUCUUUAAAAGAUGUUCAAAGUGCUCAAAUGGGUAUUAUCUAGAAAACAAUAGUAACUCGUCCUUAUGUGUUGAUAUGCGUUGUAAAGAAAUGGAGUCGAAAGAAAAGUGUUUAACAUGUACAGACGAUUAUAUACUCAGUGAUAAUGGAAAAUGUGUUCAAAAAAUAUCUUCUUGUGGCUUUUAUAAAGAUGGAAAAUGUGUUGAAUGUGAAAAUAAUUCUUUUUAUUUGGAUGAUAACAAAUGUACUAUGAACCCUUCAAAUUUAGAAUGUACACAAUACACACCAAUAGGGUGUUUGGUAUGUGAUGAUGACUUUUAUCUUGACAAUGGCAAUUGCACCAAAUGUAAUACAAAAUGUACAAAAUGUGUAUCUUCUUCUGACAUAUGCACAGAGUGUAUAAAUGGGACGAUUAGAGUGAACAACGAAUGUGAAACAGUAUUUGAUUUAGAAGGAAUUUGCCUUGAAUUUAACAAAUAUGGGGGUUGCACCAAAUGCAAUUCAGAGUACUUUGUUUCAGAGAGUAGUUGCAAAAGGUGUCUUUCACCAUGUGGUCAGUGUCUUUCGGAGAGUCGAUGCAUAACAUGUGUGUCGGGGUUUUAUAUAGCAGAAAACGAGAAUUGUGUGGAGUUAAGUACACUCACCAAUUGCCGAAGUUCUCAGACGAAUUUGGGGUGUGUUUCUUGUGAAGAUGGAUAUUACUUAGAAAACAAAAAAUGUACCAAAUGUUCCGCGAGCUGUUCAUUGUGCAAUUCUUAUACAAACUGUUUUCAAUGUGGCAACAACAAAAUUGUCGAAGGAGGUUUAUGUGUUGAUCGUAAAAAUAUCAACUUUUGUGUUGAGAUAACAUCUUCGUAUUGUACCAAAUGCCAAUUUUGGUAUUCUCCAUCAUCCGACAAAACAAAUUGUGAAAAGCAUGUGGUGUGGUGGUUUAUACUAAUUAUCGUGAUUAUUGGAGUUAUGGUACUUUCUUUAAUUUUCACAAUAGUUGCAAUUGUGUCUUUGUUUGUUAUGAAAUUGAAAGAGCACCAAAAACGGUUUAAAACUUUGAACAUUGUCCAAUUGAAGACUUCAAUAAAUACGACGAAAUUCUUCCAGGUGCAAAAUGACGAAAGUUUACUACUUAGUCCCGGUGAAUUGAAUUUCAGUAAAGAUGCUAAACAAAUACCAGUAGAUUCUCCAACAGUCUUAGAAAUAAUAGUUGGUAACAGAGGAAAUCUGACCCAAAAAAUUCAGUUUGUUACAUUAAGUCGUGAAGAGAUAUACACUCUCCAAUUUGAACCAAAAGUAGUUGUACUGCGUACUAAUGAAGCGUGUACUUUCCAUUUAUCAUUUACGCCACUUUGUUCGCUUAAAAUUGAAGAUAAAAUUGGGCUUGUUGGGUGUACUUUAAAGACUGGAAUUGAAAAAAUCAAUGAAUUGAUAAUAUACGCAGAAACAGUGUUAUCCACCAAGCUCGACAAAGACUCUUUACAUGAAGAUAAAGUGAUUGGCGAAGGGUCUUUUGGAGUUGUUUUCAGAGGACGAUUUCACGAUCAAAUAGUCGCAAUAAAACGACUUAAAGACGUGAGAGAAGAAGGAACCACAGAAGAAUUUGAAAGAGAAGUUUCCAUGUUAGAUAAGUUUAGGUGCGACUUUAUAGUUCACUUCUAUAGUGCUUGCUUUUUACCAGACCAUUUGUGCUUGGUCACUGAACUUGCGAAAUAUGGAAGUAUUCAGGACUUAAAAGAAAAGCACCCCGUUAAUAUCUAUACAACAGUAAUAAAAACAAAGCUGAUGGUAGAUGCGGCUCAAGGUGUUGAAUACUUACACUUAAAUGGCAUUUUUCAUAGAGAUAUUAAACCCGCUAAUGUGCUUGUGGUCUCACUUGAAGACAACCAAAAAGUCAAUGCAAAAUUGACUGAUUUUGGGUCUUCAAGAAAUGUGAAUAGCCUGAUCCAAAACAACACAUUCACUAAAGGAAUUAGAACACCCAUCUAUAUGCCUCCCGAAGUUCUCGUAUCGGGUAAAUAUUCAUUUGAAUCAGAUACGUAUUCAUUUGGUAUCAUGUUGUAUGAAGUUGUUGGGUGGUGCACUGCGUUUGUUGAAUGUAGAUAUGUGUGGAAUAUAGCAGAAAAAGCAGCAAGAGGUGAAAGGCCACCAUUUUCAAAAGCACAUAUGUUGUUUGAAGACGUAAUCAAUUCGUGUUGGAAAACAAAACGAACGAUGCUCAAUGACAGACGCCGUAAACAAAUUGAAAAUUAUUCUGGAUGA